GUGGCCUCGUCAUCUGCACUACACCAACGGGCAGUCACGGCCCCGAUUAGUAGCUGGGGAGAUGCCCCGUUUGAUCUGCAAGCUCAUCUGCGACACGAGACCGCUCCUGGAAAUACUAACGCAGGGAGCGCUGAUUCGGUUGCUGAUAACAUCGGACCGAGUUCUGGUCCCGCAACUGGAAUUGAAUCUUUAGCAAUCACGAAGAACAAAGAGGUCACUAGGGUUGUGGGCCAAGAUGUCCCAAAGAGGCAGCGAAGUCCUUACGUCAAGUGGAGCAAGGAGGAGGAUGAUCUACUUGCUCAGGCUGUUGCCAAAUACGGACAGAAAUGGGACUUGGUUCAGAAAGCGUUGCCAUCGAGGGGAUAUCACCAAGUUCGGCAGCGAUGGCUUCGCAAGCUAGGGGUCUUCGACAGCAAGCCAGACUUGUCUUCAUUCCAAACUGGUAGCUUCCCAUCUGCCUCGCGUUUAGGAGAAACGCCAGGAUCACCUGUUACAGCUGAACCUCCUCCAAAUCCGAAGCUAGGACUUGCUCCUUUGAGCAGUGAACUUGCUUUUUCGUCGUUUUUAUCUGGAAGAGCGGAAAGUCGAUCGUUGUAG
Suillus fuscotomentosus is the source of this 597-nucleotide messenger RNA. RefSeq lists its product as uncharacterized. NCBI's taxonomy places the organism in Eukaryota, Fungi, Basidiomycota, Agaricomycetes, Boletales, Suillaceae. The annotation marks the transcript as partial. The transcript has 3 exons. The record is from RefSeq and is a predicted model, not a curated record.